Molecule: messenger RNA, 791 nt
Organism: Musa acuminata subsp. malaccensis (wild Malaysian banana)
Lineage: Eukaryota; Viridiplantae; Streptophyta; Magnoliopsida; Zingiberales; Musaceae
Product: transcription factor ILI5
Biological process (GO): regulation of DNA-templated transcription; regulation of growth
Molecular function (GO): protein dimerization activity
Source: RefSeq, a predicted model, not a curated record
UAACACAGGGUUGACGGCAGCGAGGGGGAGGAGUGGCCGGAGAUGAUUGGCGGAGAGCUUGGUAACCCGAUGGGACCAUGGUAAGAGACAGUAGGGAACAUGUGGGCCUCCACGCUUUCCCGAUACAGGGUUCAUCCUCCUCGGCCUAUUUUACCGGGCUCUCAGGCUCCAUCGAGUCUACUUCCCCAGACCUCUCUACCCCCCUUCGUUUCCCCUCUCCAAGUCCCCUAUAAAAGUUCUCUCCCUCCCUCCCUUUUUGUCUCUGCUCUCUCGCACCACUUUCCCUUCUCCCUCCUAAAUCACUUCAGCCUUCCCAAAGGAUGUCCAGUAGGAGGUCCAGGAUCUCAGAGGAGGAGAUCAAUGAGCUCAUCUCCAAGCUACAAUCUCUGCUACCGGAGACCCGCCGACGAGGGGCCGGCAGGGCUUCAUCAGCAAAGCUGCUGCAGGAGACAUGCAACUACAUCAGGAGCCUCAGGCGGGAGGUCGACGACCUUAGCGACCGCCUGUCGGCGCUCAUGGAGACCAUGGACAACAACAGCGCCGAGGCGGAGAUCGUCCGGAGCCUCCUCCGGUCCUGAGCAUAGUUAUCCUCACUUUGCUUCAUCUCUAGUCAGGGAGGUCAACACCAACAUAUCCACAUAUAUAAUGUGCCAUUUUACUUACCUGUUUCCGCCGAGUUUCCUGUACAUCUUUCCCUAACUUUGGAGUUCUGCCUCGAGUUGUUUCUUCUGCAGACAAGCGACCGACAGCUGCUUAAAACAAAAAAUAUUCAUGCAAUCCGAGUUCUACUU